This is a messenger RNA of Lottia gigantea (owl limpet), 1131 nucleotides long. RefSeq lists its product as hypothetical. The transcript is spliced from 8 exons. Gene Ontology annotation, molecular function: 1-acylglycerol-3-phosphate O-acyltransferase activity. The record is from RefSeq and is a predicted model, not a curated record. Gene Ontology annotation, cellular component: endomembrane system. Lineage: Eukaryota; Metazoa; Mollusca; Gastropoda; Lottiidae. The coding region runs from base 1 to 1131 and encodes 376 amino acids.
AUGAAGCUAGUCCAGCAGUUAAAAUCAUGGAUUAUAUUUCACAUGUUGAUGGGUUACGUAUUCGUGGCUAGUGGACUUAUUAUUUGUUUUCUCAUGUUAUGUAGCAGUGUAGUGUGGCCGUUUAAUAAACAUCUCUACAGAAAAAUCAUCGUUUAUUUAGCCUACGGUCACUGGGCAUUAUUUAUAGCGUUGGGUGAGUGGUGGUCUGGAUCUGAUUGUCUGCUAUACUGUGAUUAUGAGACGUUGAAUCUAGUGGGUAAAGAACAUGUUCUAGUCGUGAUGAACCACAAGUACGAUAUAGACUGGUUGAUGACGUGGAUUCUAGCUGAAAGAUUUGGUAUGCUUGGAAAUUGUAAGAUCUAUGGUAAAGAAAUGUUAAAAUAUGUUCCAUUGAUUGGUUGGGCGUGGUAUUUCAACGAGAGUAUAUUUUUAAAACGAGACUGGGAAUCCGAUAAAAAAACUAUCGAAGCUGAUUUAAAAAAAUUAACUGAUUAUCCAGACGGUUUCUGGUGCCUAUUAUUCCCAGAAGGUACGAGGUUUACAGAAGAGAAAUAUCAGUCUAGUUUAGAAGUUUCUAGAUCUCGAGGCUAUCCUGAUAUGAAACAUCAUCUUCUACCUAGACCUAAAGGUUUUAUUCUCUCCGUUCAAAAUAUGAAAGGAAAAUUUCCAGCUAUAUUAGAUUUAACUCUUGCCUUCCCUAAAGAUGGCCCCAAACCAACGUUAAUGAAUGUUAUACAGGGGAAAUCUAUUACAGCUCAUCUUAAAGUCAGGAGAAUUCCACUAGACAGUGUUCCUGUAGAAACAGAUGAAGCUUGUUCUGUUUGGUUACGUGAUUUAUUUCAACAAAAAGAUAAAAUAUUUGAAGAUUUUGUAGUAAAACAGAAGUUUGAAGGAGAACCGUAUCGUAUACCGAGACGAUGGUAUAGUUUAUCAGUGACUAUAUUCUGGUUUAUUGUAACGUGUGUUCCGUUAUUUAGAUACAUAGUCAGUGUAUUUUUAUCAGGAACUUUAUUACAACAAAUGAUAUUUAUAGCCGUGAUAACAAUAGCUUCUAUAGGUGUUCGCUGGAUGAUAGGGGUCACUGAAAUCAAGAAAGGCUCACAUUACGGUACAGAGAAGAAAACUCAUUAA